AUGGAUGCAGUUAGGCAUGAUCAAGGAAUACAGAACGGAAAGAACGAUACUGGCAUUCUAUCGGGGUUGCCAUAUACGGAAGAUGUGGCUCUAUUAGAAGAGCGACGAAGGACUUUUUGGGCCUUAUACAUUCUGCAGAGCUAUGUCAAAACACGGACAGGCUGGGAUUGUCAAUUGGGAGACGUCAAGGACUUCCGUGUCUGCCUGCCAUCGCCAGGGUUGUUAAGCUCCGGUCUAGAGCCGCUCAGGAUGCCAUAUUUGCUAGAUGUGAGUACCGAGUCCGGCUCUGAGAUUACGUCCUACGCAGGCUGUGUUCUCAUGGUCGAGCUGGCUUUGUCCUGCUUCGACCGUGAUCAACAGCACGGCAUUCCAGGUUUCUGGGACGGCUAUUGCACCCUAGUCAAGAAGGCAGAAGAUCUUUCUGUCAUUCUCAAACAUCAUCUUAACGCCACAUCCAUUCGCGAAGACCCAAUAGCUUUUAGCCUUUACAUGAAUUUGCGCGCUACCGAGAUCUUCUUACACGAUAUGGCCAUCAUGAAAAGCGAAGAGCAAGGACUUCCACCAUAUAUGAGAAUCGAGAACCAACGCCGCGCUACUGCUGCUGCAUUCCAGAUAUGUAACGCAGUAGGCCUCAAUUUGCCGUCACCACGGAAGGCAAACAGCGACAUUAUCAUGCUGCAAGCGAUAUUCAUUGCUUGGCCCUUAUUCAUGGCAUUGAAAGCGUUACAUCGCGAACUCAGAGAUGGAGAGGUUCAGGGAACUACAAACGGCGUCGUGGCCGCGUCCAAAUUGCUCUUCGCAGCUCUAGACCAUAUUGAGGAAUCGGACGGACACUGGCACCAAUCGUUGACCCAUGUUGGUACAAAACUGCAGGAAUGGGAAGAGAAGACUGAGUUCAACUCAUCUGCUCUGUGA
Messenger RNA from Alternaria postmessia, 915 nucleotides. RefSeq names its product Depudecin biosynthesis cluster-specific transcription activator dep6 (gene DEP6). The record is from RefSeq and is a predicted model, not a curated record. The coding region runs from base 1 to 915 and encodes 304 amino acids. NCBI's taxonomy places the organism in Eukaryota, Fungi, Ascomycota, Dothideomycetes, Pleosporales, Pleosporaceae. The transcript is spliced from 2 exons. Gene Ontology annotation, cellular component: nucleus.